AUGCAAGUUUUACAAUCAUCAUCCGACGAUAUGCUCGAAGAUGCACUCGGCACCACCGCAGAGAAGCCCCAAAGCAGUGAAACAUGGAAUUGGGAUGAUGAUCCAAGCAAUCCUUACAACUGGCCGACAAGCCAAAAGGUUCUGCAAGUGGCGAUGAUUGGUUGGGCGGCAUUUACAACAACCGUUGGAGUAUCUAUACUGUCACCUGCUCACUCGCAGUUUAUGGAAGAAUUUGGUGUUGGCAGCACCGUCGCUAUAUUACCCUUGUCGCUCUACGUUUUCGCCCUAGCCCUUGGUCCUAUCGUUGGAGGACCUCUUUCUGAAACUGUGGGGAGAUACCCAGUCUACAUAGGGGCGAUGACUCUGGGCACUUUAUUUACUCUAGGUGUUGGGUUUUGUCCCACAUUUUCUGGGCUUUGUGUUUUACGUUUCUUGGCUGGUUUCUGCUACGCACCAACUCUGGCAAUUGCGGCCGGAACUCUCAAUGAGACCUUCAAACCAGUCGACCGCGCUCUUCCCUCGGCUAUCUUUAUUCUUACGCCUUUUUUGGGUCCUGGUCUAGGGCCUGUCAUUGGAAGUUUCAUUGUCAAUCGGAAAGGCUGGCGUUGGACACAGUGGACAACGAUCUUCUUUGCGAUCUUCACUUGUAUCACAGUUGCGAUUGCCAAAGAGACUUUCCACCCUAUCAUCAAGCGUCGUCGUGCUAAGGAACUCGAAUUAGAGCUUCCCCCAUCACCCCCUCUCUCUUCGAAGUUACGCCUAUUUGUAACCAUUUCCCUCCUCCGCCCUAUCCACAUGCUCCUAACCGAACCAAUCGUUGGCUUCAUUUGCCUUUACAUUGCCUGUGAAUUUGCGACACUCUUCUCGUUCUUCGCAGCCUUCCCAUUGAUCUUCCAAGGUAUCUAUCAUUUCAACAUCGAGGCCUCCGGCCUUGUCUUCUUGACCAUUGUCGUCGGAUGUCUACUAGGAACUGUGACAGUCAUAUUAUGCAACGUCUUCCUUUACCUGCCGAAAGUCCCAAAACAUCCAGACGGGCAAGUACCACCCGAAUAUCGCCUCUAUCCAGCACUAAUAGGUAGUGUUGGACUGCCGAUUGGACUGUUCUGGUUUGCAUGGACUGCCAGAGCUGAAAUAUCCUGGGCAAGUCCUGUCGUUGCAAUCGUCGUUUUUGCAUGGGGAAAUCUAUGUGUCUUCGUGAGCACGACGCAGUACCUCGUUGAUACUUAUCAUGGUCUCACUGUCGCAAGUGCCAUGAGCGCCAAUGGUUUGGCUCGUUAUGGACUCGGGGCUGUGUUCCCUCUGUUUACCGUCCAAAUGUACACCAGGCUCGGUACGGAGUGGGCCUCAAGCUUGCUUGGGUUUAUUGCAGUGGCACUUUUGCCUGUUCCAUGGGUCUUUUUCAUGAGUGGAAAGAGAUUGAGAGCUUUGAGUAAAUAUGGGACCGCGGAGAAUAGUACUAAGUGA
Molecule: messenger RNA, 1464 nt
Organism: Penicillium samsonianum
Lineage: Eukaryota; Fungi; Ascomycota; Eurotiomycetes; Eurotiales; Aspergillaceae
Product: MFS transporter
Exons: 4
Coding region: 1-1464 (487 amino acids)
Biological process (GO): spermidine transport; spermine transport; transmembrane transport
Molecular function (GO): spermine transmembrane transporter activity; spermidine transmembrane transporter activity
Source: RefSeq, a predicted model, not a curated record